GCGAGUUAAAAAACACGUGGAGAGUGACAGUUUCGUAAUGAAUUUCGUGAGCAAAUGCAAUAAUGAGCAGCUAUCACGAUUAAUCAUUAGGAUAUAAAAAUUGUAUGAACAAUUACAAAAAUGCAGUCAAAAAUUCCUUUGGAGCUGACACUUGCCAUUUUGAAACCACAUGUCAUCAAGAAUCCAGUAGUUCUCCAGAAAAUUCACGAUAUUAUCCUUGAGAAUGGAUUCAAAGUGGUUAGGAGUCGACGGAUAAUUAUUACUCCACCGGAAGCUGAUUUAUUCUAUCAGGAGCACAGGGGAAAAUUCUUUUAUAACAGGCUAGUCACGUUCAUGUGCAGUGGACCCUCUGAUAUCAUGAUUUUAGCUGGAGAAAAUGCAAUUUCGAAGUGGAGAGAACUCAUGGGACCGACAAAAGUUUUUCAGGCACAAUAUUCAGCUCCCGAUUCCAUUAGAGGCAAAUUUGGGCUAUCCGAUACGAGAAAUGCAACACACGGUUCUGAUUCCACAGAAUCAGCGGAACGUGAAAUGCGAAUAUUAUUCAAAGACUUCGAUCUGAAAUCAUGGCGGGAAACUGACGAAUGUCUUCAGCAAUUAGGACAGAUAAAAUUAGAUUAUAAAUCGUUUACAAGUACUACGGACGAGAUAUCCAUGAAAUGAAUCCAAUUGGAGAACAACUGAGCAAGUGGAAAUUGAAUUAUAAAUUGAAUUAUCGUGAUAA
Molecule: messenger RNA, 721 nt
Organism: Fopius arisanus
Lineage: Eukaryota; Metazoa; Arthropoda; Insecta; Hymenoptera; Braconidae
Product: nucleoside diphosphate kinase 6
Exons: 3
Coding region: 121-660 (179 amino acids)
Biological process (GO): CTP biosynthetic process; GTP biosynthetic process; UTP biosynthetic process
Molecular function (GO): nucleoside diphosphate kinase activity
Source: RefSeq, a predicted model, not a curated record